AUGGAGAGCAGCGACGAGGAAGCCAUUGACAAGCACCGCGUCCACCUGCGCCCUGAUACCCUGGCCGAUCCUGCCCUCGUCUCCCUGCACCUUCUGCCCUGCGAGGUCCAGGUUAACCCGCCCACCUCCGCGGGGCACUUCUUCGGCCCAGCCAUCUGCCAGGGUCCCGACGCACUGGAAGCGUCGUUUCAGGGCUGCAGUCGACGUGGCGAGGAGGUGGUGUGGUGCUGCCCGGCUUCAUGGGAUACGUGA
Molecule: messenger RNA, 252 nt
Organism: Rangifer tarandus platyrhynchus (Svalbard reindeer)
Lineage: Eukaryota; Metazoa; Chordata; Mammalia; Artiodactyla; Cervidae
Source: the annotation of a GenBank genome assembly